AUGGGUUCAAAAGCCUCCAAGCCUGUGCAGUCAGCGAGCCGCAAGUUCCCCACCAGGGCGCCUGGUGCAGUACCUCCCGCCUCGCGGCCAACAGCACGCCCAGCGCAACCGCCGCAGCAAGGUCCCAAAGCCUCGUUUGCCAAAGAUGAGGCUAUCCAAGCCGACGGCCAAGACCCCGACCAGGCAACGAACCCGGCAUUUUCGCAGCGCUUGAGGCAGAUGGGCAUCGCGACGCCAAAUCCCACCCUCUCCAAUUCUUCAAUAGCAUCCACGGGCCCGCCCGCAUCCAGUUCGUCUCCCUUAGGACCGAGCUAUCCGUCACCGUCGCGAAACCCGACUCUGACUGCCUUGGAGGCGCGCCAGCGCAUCCAAGACGAGGUUCAGCUCCAAUAUGAGAACCCGGCCGGUGGGCGCGGCUUUGUGGACAUCGAAACCUUGAGGAAAGCCUUGGUUCUAAGAAAGCGCGGAAUCCCAACCUCUGAUAUCGAACAGCGUCUGCGUCUGAAGCGCGGCGUUGUAGCCCAUCUUGAGUCUGGCGGCGCCGUCACCCCGAUGUCAUACUGA
Messenger RNA from Neoarthrinium moseri, 564 nucleotides. RefSeq lists its product as uncharacterized. NCBI's taxonomy places the organism in Eukaryota, Fungi, Ascomycota, Sordariomycetes, Amphisphaeriales, Apiosporaceae. The coding region runs from base 1 to 564 and encodes 187 amino acids. The record is from RefSeq and is a predicted model, not a curated record. The transcript has 2 exons.